Molecule: messenger RNA, 2109 nt
Organism: Linepithema humile (Argentine ant)
Lineage: Eukaryota; Metazoa; Arthropoda; Insecta; Hymenoptera; Formicidae
Product: purine nucleoside phosphorylase
Biological process (GO): nucleoside metabolic process
Cellular component (GO): cytoplasm
Molecular function (GO): purine-nucleoside phosphorylase activity
Source: RefSeq, a predicted model, not a curated record
AGUCACGCCAGUCACUUGUCGCGGACGCACAUGUACACACGGACCAUUUGAUUAAUUGCUUAUUUAUUCUCCUUGUAUCUCUAUCGAUUGUUAUUAACGUGUAACACUUACUAUUAUUUUGAGGUGAAAAUGCCAUUUCCGGAUACCAUGAACGGUCACGACAGCUUUCCGGCUGUCAAGCGAUCGACCAACAACGACGUGCAAUUGAAUUCAAAGCAUGCGCGAUAUACGUACACUUUUGAAACGUUACAGGAAUCAGCAAAGUACUUAUUGGAUCGUAUCAAAAUCAGACCGAAAAUAGGAAUUAUAUGUGGCUCGGGAAUAGGAUCAUAUGAGCAAAACGAGUUGUGUCCAGGUUCGCUCGCGGAAUCCCUCCUGGACAAGCAAUGCUUCCCCUAUGAGGAAAUCCCGCAUUUCCCGGUGUCCACGGUAAAGGGCCACACCGGCCAAAUGGUCUUCGGCUAUCUUCAGGGAGUGCCAGUCAUGUGCAUGCAGGGCAGAUUUCAUUAUUACGAGGGUUAUCCGCUGUGGAAGUGCGCGAUGCCGGUGCGGGUGAUGAAGCUAGUAGGUGUGACGCACCUAAUCGCCACGAAUGCAGCCGGCGGUUUAAAUCCCACUUACAAAGUCGGUGAUAUCAUGAUAGUGAAGGAUCAUGUGAAUAUGAUGGGUUUUGCCGGCAACAAUCCUCUUCAAGGACCAAAUGACGACAGAUUUGGUCCCCGAUUUCCACCCAUGAACAAAGCUUACAAUGCUGCGCUGAGGGAAAUCGGUGAACAAGUAGCCGAGGAAAUGGGCAUUAAGGGCAUCGUGCAUAAAGGGGUUUACACGUGUUUGGGUGGACCGAAUUUCGAGACAGUGGCGGAGCUGAAAAUGUUGAGAAUGAUCGGAGUCGACGCAGUUGGUAUGUCCACGGUUCAUGAGGUGAUUACUGCCCGGCAUUGCGACCUCACUGUGUUCGCAUUUAGUCUGAUCACUAAUCAAUGCGUUACUGAUUACGAAGAUCUCGGCGAGGCAAAUCAUGAGGAAGUGAUGGAUGUCGGUAAAGCGCAGCAGUCGCUUCUUCAAGAAUUCGUGUCCAAGAUCGUGAUGCGUCUUACGGAUAAUAUUAUAGGAUUAGAAACGAAAUGACUCGUUUGAAACAUUCUAUGUCGAUCGGGACGAUUCGCUAUGCGAAAUCUUAAAUCGUUGACUUAUUCGUUUUAGUUUUCGUAAUUAGAUGAAGCUUUGAGAAAGCCUUUGUUUGUUGAGAAUCGAGAAAUUGAUAAUGCAAAACUAAUAUUUUAAUUGUGCAACUUUUUGUUACUUUUUAAUUGAGUUUAUUGUUAAUUGUACAACUGUUCUCUGUUAAUUCUUAAUUGAGUCUUUUGUGAGAAAAAUGUCAUGGCUUAAAUGUAGAUCUAACGCAGGAUAAAUUAAUCGACAGGUCAGUCCUCCAAUCUUCAUUAUUCUAUCGCAGUUACCUAUUUAGUGGCGCCCGAGUUCUACUUAUCUGAAUUUGAGCUCAAUCAGAUCUCAAUUGAUUCGUUACACGUCUUGAGGGGCUUCGACGAAGAAAGAGAUGAGGAAGGGAGAGAUAGGAGGGUGUGGAGGGUUUAAAGACGGAGGGUUAGUCGACGCUUUCUCUCGAUUUUCCCUCGUUUCGUUAUCCUCAUCUCGUUUCCGCGCUCUUCCAUCGCUAAUGCAUCGUCGUUCAGCUCCGAUAAAUCUCGGAGCUUGAAGACCAUACGGCGUAGGAAUGUUGAAUUAAAUUAUGAUUCGACAAGCGGAAAAAUUGCGCGGUAGUUGAACGAAUCCGAUUGGCAUCUUCUUGCUAGGCGUGCAAUACUUUGCAUCACGAAAUUCUUGUACUUUAAACAAAUCUAUUAUUUAAAAAAAUACUAUUAAAAAUUGUUACAUUUUAAGAAAUUGCAAAUACAUUAGGUAAUUUUAAAAUACUAUAUAUUACGACUCUAUACAUUUUUAAAUGUAGGAUACAAAAAAGACGAAUGAAAGAAAGUAAGAUAUUGAAAAUUAAUUAGAAGAUUUACUCUUGUAAGUUUUAUUGUAAAUAAAAUAGUAUUUAGGUAAAGAAUGUAAUACACAUACAAUUAUUAAAAUCCUGGAACUUUA